Molecule: messenger RNA, 2064 nt
Organism: Dovyalis caffra
Lineage: Eukaryota; Viridiplantae; Streptophyta; Magnoliopsida; Malpighiales; Salicaceae
Source: the annotation of a GenBank genome assembly
AUGGAUCUUCAAGCAAAUAUUGUUACCUUCAUUUCUUUCCUAUCUUUCCUGAUUCUCACCCUCUCUCAAGCUCAAAAUUUGCCACCGUUUCACCAAGAAUAUGGUCCAUUUAACGAAACUUAUUAUAACAUCUUUGAUGUAGAAAGCCCUGCCACAAUCAGCAACAAAGCCCUUCAGAUUACUCCAGAUUCUAUCAAUGGCAACUUCACUCUAGCAAACCGGUCUGGUCGCGUGUUGCUCAAUAGGUCCUUUAUGCUCUGGGAAGAUGAUGGGAUUAGUGCAGCAAAAGUGGCGUCUUUCAAUAGUUCUUUUCUUAUUAACAUCUUUCGAGUCAACGACUCCAUACCUGGAGAAGGGUUUGCCUUUCUCAUAGCUCCAGACCUUGUACUGCCGGAGAAUAGCAAUGGGAAGUAUCUUGGUUUAACAAACUCUACUACCGACCGCAAUCCGGCCAAUGGCAUAGUUGCCAUUGAGCUUGAUACUGUCAAGCAGGAAUUUGAUCCUGAUGAUAAUCACAUGGGUCUUAACAUCCACAGUGUCAUUUCUCAAAAGACCGUUUCCCUUGCCGACUUGGGCAUUGAAAUUGCCCCUGUGGGUGGCAGGAAUCAUAUGGUUUGGGUUCAAUAUGAUGGGAACAGUAAAAGCAUGGAAGUGUUUAUGGCUGAGGAAGGAAAGGGCAAGCCUGCCAGGCCGACUCUGACCGCGGAACUUAACCUCCAGGAACUCGUCCGACAGAAUUCUUACUUCGGUUUUGCUGCAUCCACUGGAAGCAAUUUCCAGCUCAACUGUGUCCUUAAUUGGAACCUGACAGUAGAGAUGCUAUCUGAGCCGAUUUCAAAUGGUAGUGGUAGCAAUAAGAAGGUGAUAAAGAUCUAUAUAGGAGUUGGGGUUGCUCUAUUUUCAUUGCUCCUCAUUGGGGUAGGAAGUUUGGUCUACUAUCUUCACAAGAAGAAGGCAGCAUCGAAUCCUAAUCUGUUAGGUGCCCUUAAGAGCUUGCCUGGAACGCCGAGGGAGUUCUCAUUCCAAGAUCUGAAGAAGGCCACCAAUAAUUUCGAUGAGAAGCAUAAACUUGGUCAAGGUGGUUAUGGUGUGGUCUACAAAGGUGUGCUGUCAAAAGAGAACAUCCAAAUUGCUGUCAAGAAAUUCUCUAGAGACAACAUCAAGGGUCAGGAUGAUUUCUUAUCUGAACUUACUAUCAUUAACCGUCUCCGCCAUAAACAUCUUGUCCGGUUACUUGGCUGGUGCCACAAGAAUGGAAUGUUGCUUCUAGUGUAUGACUACAUGCCAAAUGGGAGCUUGGACGCUCACAUAUUCCAUGAGGCUGAGGAGAAUACCAUCCUAGAGUGGAACUUAAGGUACAGGAUCAUAUCAGGUGUUGCAUCAGCUCUGCACUACCUCCAUAACGAAUAUGAUCAAACAGUGGUGCAUCGCGACCUCAAGGCCAGUAACAUCAUGCUGGAUUCUGAGUUCAAUGCUCGGUUAGGCGAUUUCGGCCUGGCACGCGCAUUGGAGAAUGAGAAGACCUCCUAUGCUGAGCUAGAGGGAGUGCCUGGAACCAUAGGCUACAUUGCACCAGAAUGCUUCCACACCGGCAAGGCCACCCGCGAGUCCGAUGUCUAUGGCUUCGGCGCAGUGGUUCUAGAGUUAGUGUGUGGCCAGCGGCCAUGGACCAAGAUUGGAGGCUUCCAAUUCUUGGCGGACUGGGUUUGGUCUCUACAUCGCGAAGGGCAUAUCCUGGAGGCUGUGGAUGAAAGGCUGAAAAAUGACUAUGUUUCUGAGGAAGCAGAAAGGCUGCUGCUACUUGGACUAGCUUGCUCCCAUCCUAUUGCCAGCGAAAGGCCUAAAACACAGGCCAUCUUUCAGAUUGUAUCAGGAUCAGUGCCGGUGCCGCGCGUGCCGCCUUUCAAGCCAGCAUUCGUUUGGCCUGCUGCCGUCGGGAGCAUUGACUUCGACACUAAUUCAGCGGAUACUACUCCCAUUACAUCUGGUUGGACCCCUCAAUACAUCAGCAGGGAAAGUAUUGUUGCUGGAGAAUACACAGACUCUCCUGUAAGUCCUGUCUAG